This is a messenger RNA of Culicoides brevitarsis, 1283 nucleotides long. It is a transcript of the gene Mdh2, whose product is annotated as malate dehydrogenase, mitochondrial. Bases 108 to 1124 code for a protein of 338 amino acids. NCBI's taxonomy places the organism in Eukaryota, Metazoa, Arthropoda, Insecta, Diptera, Ceratopogonidae. The transcript has 3 exons. The record is from RefSeq and is a predicted model, not a curated record. Gene Ontology annotation, molecular function: L-malate dehydrogenase (NAD+) activity. Gene Ontology annotation, biological process: tricarboxylic acid cycle; carboxylic acid metabolic process. Gene Ontology annotation, cellular component: mitochondrion; cytoplasm.
AAUCUUUAAGGGUUAUCACUUUCGAGAAUCGUAGAAGCGAGUGUCAGCGAAAAUAUUUUUCACUUGUCGAAUUUGCCCCUUUUGUAACUGCAAAAAAAUCCGGAAAAAUGUUUUCACGCGCAUUGAAGAUCGCCUCUGUCCAAACAGCCAAAAAUUUCUCCACAUCAUCUCAGAAUAAUGUGAAGGUUGCUGUUAUGGGAGCCAGCGGCGGCAUCGGUCAACCUUUGGCCUUGCUCUUGAAGCAAAGUCCCUUGGUAACGGAGUUGUCGUUGUACGAUAUUGUGCAUACAGUUGGUGUUGCUGCUGACUUGUCUCACAUCGAAACCAACUCCAAGGUUACGGGCUACAAUGGACCCGAAAAUUUGGAAGCUUCAUUGAAGGGAUGCGAAGUUGUCAUUAUUCCUGCUGGAGUUCCACGUAAACCUGGCAUGACUCGUGAUGAUUUGUUCAAUACCAACGCGUCGAUCGUUCGUGACUUAGCCAAGGCUUGCGCCAAAGUCUGCCCAAAAGCAUUCGUUGGAAUUAUCUCGAAUCCCGUCAACUCGACGGUGCCCAUUGCGUGCGAAGUGUUCCAAAAAGCCGGCGUUUUGGAUCCCAAACGUAUUUUCGGCGUCUCCACGUUGGAUGUCGUGCGUGCCAACACCUUCAUCGGCGAAGCAGCUGGCGUCGACCCAACCAAAGUCAAUGUUCCCGUCAUCGGAGGACAUUCUGGCGUCACAAUUAUCCCCUUGUUGUCCCAAACGACCCCAAGCGUCAACUUCCCCCAAGAUAAGGUCAAGGCAUUGACUGAACGCAUCCAAGAAGCUGGCACGGAAGUCGUCAAGGCAAAAGCUGGCGCUGGAUCUGCUACCUUAAGUAUGGCUUUUGCUGGAGCUCGUUUCGCUCUCAACCUUUGCCGCGCUCUCAAGGGCGAACAAAACAUCGUUGAAUGCGCCUACGUUCGUUCGGAUGUCACCGAGGCCAAGUACUUUGCUACUCCCUUGGUUUUGGGCAAGAAUGGCGUCGAGAAGAACAUGGGACUCGGCAAAUUGAAUGACUUCGAGAAGGAAUUGCUCGCCAAGGCUAUCCCUGAAUUGAAGAAGAACAUCGCCAAGGGUGAAGAAUUCGUCGCCAAGAACCCUUAAGAGAUUACAACAAAAAACAAAGAAAAGCUUUAAAAGCUCUCAGAAGUUCUCUAAGAGGACCACAAAUUACCAUGCGAAACUGUUGAAUAAUGUUUAAAUUUAAUGAUAGAUAAUUUUAUUUAAUUCGUUAAACCAUCAAUAAAAAACACAGGAACCACA